AUGGAGGAUUCAUCUCGGUUUAAUAGGUCAGUCCAGAGAGGGGCCUGGGCCGAGGUUGAGCCGGUAGGAAACCCCGCAGCUGUGAUGCUCCUCCUCGCCGUAUCCAAUGCCGCUUGGCUCGUUCCCCGGUUUUACGACCUCCGUGAUAGCAAGUACCCAGAGCACAAGGAACCUUAUCAUUAUCCCACGUAUUCCACGUGGGCGGAAUUGCAAACAUCCGCUUCUACCUGUGCUCUAUGCGCUCUUAUUGUUCACGAGGCGCAGAGCACUUCAAGACGACCGUAUCCGAAGCCGAGCCAGCCCGGUGUCCUCUUCCAGGCGUCCAGCAGCUCGCGCCUGGAAGUUUGGUGUGCUGAGGCUGGGAAAUAUGCGCAGCUCAACGUUGCUCUCGAUGGAGACGAUAUCCAUCGGAUACCAGCGCACGCAAAAGGUCUGUUCGACUCACGCAUCGUGAGUAGCCAUGCGGGAGAUGGCCGAAAUGUAGCAAUCAUUAGACAUUGGCUUUCGGUGUGCACUUCAUCUCAUACUAACUGUCCAAACUGGGCCUCGUCUCGACGAAUCGGUCGUCGCCAUCUCCCUACUCGGGUCUUAGAUGUUGGAAGGGUGGGAGACGAGUCCAUUCGGCUUCAUCUGUCUUUGGACAGUGACACGUCUGAUUAUAUCGCACUCAGUUACUGCUGGGGUCCCCGCAAAAAUCCAAUCAUGACUACGCGAGAUAGUCUAUCUAGACAUAUCAACACAGGCAUCAAUGUCUCCGAUCUUCCCGAAACGCUACGAGAUGCCGUGCACUUGACUCGACUCCUAAAUGUCAAGUACUUAUGGAUCGACGCCUUGUGCAUUGUUCAACAAGAUCGUGAUGACUGGAUCCGCGAGGCUGCACAAAUGAGUUCUGUUUACUCACAGGCCCUCCUCACAAUCGCCGCCGAUGGAGCCGCGGACACAUACGCGGGACUAUUUCGAGAGAGAUCGGAACGUCAUGGAACCUCUGUAGAGCUACCGUGGCCGCUGGAGGAACCAGACGACGGGGCGGGGCCAAUCAAGUUACACAUCACACCGCACUUCCGGAGUUUCAAGGACGAGAUGGGGAGUACACCGCUGUCAAAAAGAGGAUGGACAUUUCAGGAGCGUGCGUUGAGCGCCAGAAUCGUCCACUUCACGCCCGAGAUGUGCUAUUGGGAGUGCAAGGACGCCUGUAUCGGAGAGGAUGAGGAAAUUGGAAAGUACAACGUGCAGGAUGGCUUCUUUCAUCUCAAGGACCUAUUGCUUCCUCCAGACAGAGAACGAGCACUUACGAAAGUCCGCAUGCACGACAAGUGGGCUUGGGUCGUGGAAAAAUACACUCAUCGCCAACUAACGAAUGCAGGGGAUCUGUUUGCAGCGCUGGAGGGAGUAGCUGUGGUUUUUGCAGAGAAAGACAUACUCGGGAAGUAUUGCUGUGGGCUUUGGGAAGAUGACUUUCUGCGGCAUUUGCUCUGGUUUAGCAGCCGGCCUGAAGACGGGAGUCAGGGGCUUCCGCAUCGGAGACCUGAUCAGUACCGCGCGCCAACGUGGUCGUGGGCUUCGAUUCACGGACCCGUGGAGAAUCCGGCAAUCCAGAUCUACUUUGAGUUUUCUUCUGCGGGGAGCGAAAUGACGCAGCAGCUUGGGAAAGAUGGCUUGCUGUCUCACGUCGUUCUUGAUGUCGAAGCAGUUUCGGUCGAAGUGGAGGGUUCGUCUGGUUUCGGGCCUGUGCGGUCGGCGUCGCUGAAGGCCAAGGGCGUCCUUUGUCCUAUUCUUCUUGGAAGGCAGGUCAAAAGGAGAGAGUAUGAGCUGGUGAUCGACGGUGGCGACGUUGUUGGGUCAGCGAUAUGGGAUGUUGAUGAUGAGCCGCCGGUGAAUUUGAAGCUCUGGAUCUGUCCUGUCAUGCAACGGCAGAAGGUGGCUGCUGGGUGGGCAGAAUAG
This is a messenger RNA of Ilyonectria robusta, 1941 nucleotides long. Its product is annotated as heterokaryon incompatibility protein-domain-containing protein. Lineage: Eukaryota; Fungi; Ascomycota; Sordariomycetes; Hypocreales; Nectriaceae. The record is from RefSeq and is a predicted model, not a curated record. Bases 1 to 1941 code for a protein of 646 amino acids. The transcript is spliced from 4 exons.